Molecule: messenger RNA, 6214 nt
Organism: Acipenser ruthenus (sterlet)
Lineage: Eukaryota; Metazoa; Chordata; Actinopteri; Acipenseriformes; Acipenseridae
Product: lanC-like protein 2
Exons: 11
Coding region: 208-1440 (410 amino acids)
Biological process (GO): carbohydrate metabolic process; peptide modification
Cellular component (GO): plasma membrane
Source: RefSeq, a predicted model, not a curated record
GGUUUGUCAACAGCUAGAAUUUACGAAUUUCAGGACUAAUAUCGUACUGUUAGAGGAAAACCCAGCGUCUGGAAAAAAAGAGGCUAUUUUUGUUUGCAUGUUUUACUUGGAAAAGAUACAAUUUGUUACUGAAGAGGGAUGCUUAGUUGAAGUCAGACUCCUGUAAAGUGAUCCUUAUAGUUUUGUCCGUGGCGUGUUUCCGUGGCGAUGGGAGACAGCAUGUCGAAGCGGAUGAAGUUGGUGACAGGUCCUGAAUCGGAGAUGGAGGAACGGUCUUUUUUGAAUCCCCAUCCAGAUUGGGACCAGGGCACUUUCACACCCGGUACUGCUGGUUCCGAAAGCGACAGUGAGCACUUUGAUUCCAACGGAAAGAUCAGUGAUGGCUUCAGGAAUAAGGUUAACAAGAAGAUCGAUGACCUGCUACAGCAAAUGGAGGAGGGCCUGAAGAUGGCCGACCCACACGACUUCUCUGCUUACACAGGAUGGACAGGCAUAGCCCUGCUCUACCUGCAGCUUUACCAGGUGAACAAGGAGCCAACUCAUUUGCAGAGAGCCCUUGACUACGUCAAGAGGACCAUGCGCAACCUGAACGGCAGGAGAGUCACCUUCCUGUGUGGCGAUGCGGGUCCGCUGGCUGUGGGGGCUGUGGUCCACCAUAAACUGAAGAAUGAUACUGAGGAAAAAGAAUGCAUUACAAAGCUUCUACAACUGCACAGAGCAGUGGUGAGCUCUGACUCCGAUCUCCCCGAUGAGCUGCUUUAUGGCCGAGCUGGUUACCUUUACGCACUGCUCUAUGUGAACAAAGAGAUCGGGCCUGAAACCAUACCUGAGUCCAACAUCAAAGAGGUUGUUGAUGCUAUCCUUGAAUCGGGGAAGAAGCUGUCCAAAGAAGAACGAAAAGCAGAACGGUGUCCCCUUUUGUAUGAGUGGCAUCGGAAACAGUAUGUGGGAGCAGCCCAUGGCCUGGCAGGGAUCUACUGCAUGCUCAUGCAGCCAAGUGCAAAGGUGAAUCAAGAAGUCCUGACAGAGCUGGUUAAACCCAGUAUUGACUAUGUACGCCACAAAAAAUUCAGAUCUGGAAACUACCCAUCAUCCCUCAGCAACGAGACGGACCGAUUAGUGCACUGGUGUCACGGGGCUCCUGGAGUGAUACACAUGCUUAUACAAGCUUACAAGGUGUUUAAAGAGGAGAAGUACCUGAAGGAUGCAGUGGAAUGCAGUGAGGUGAUCUGGCAAAGGGGAUUGCUGAGAAAAGGCUAUGGAAUCUGUCACGGGACAGCAGGAAACGGCUACUCCUUCCUGUCGAUGUACAGCCUAACUCAAGAUAAGAAGUACCUGUACAGAGCCUGCAAGUUUGCGGAGUGGUGUUUAGAUUAUGGGACGCAUGGGUGCCGUAUUCCAGAUAGACCAUAUUCUCUCUUUGAAGAAGCCUAUUACUAGGGGAUCCAUUUACUAUAUUCGAAUUUGGAGAUGACGAUCUUUCAGGAUUUGUAGGAUCUACCCCUGGUUUUCAGGACCACCUGAGGGGCCAGUCUCAUUCACCUCUUCUGCCUCUGCAAGCAGUCCUGUGUUCCAGUGCCGGGCCCACGGGUCUGAAGGCUACUCGUCACAAUCCAGCCACACCUCCUCCAUUUCUAGCCAUUCCUCUUCAGCCACUUGCCCCUCUGUACCAGCAGGCCCACUGAUGAGACAGAUGCCCUGUGUGGUCACGGCAAGGUGCAUUCCUACUUGCCAGCUAGCUUCAUGGGCUUCAGAAACGGCAUGGCUAGAUGAAACUUUGCUGGAUUUGAUGAGGGCGGGUAGCUUAGGUUCCUCUGGACUCAGCCCCAUACUGUCCUCUUCCUACCGGCCUAUUCGAGGACCCCCGGAAACUAACCGAAGAUGUUGGUCUUUGGAGUACCCAUCCUGCAUAAGCACAGAGGAGAAGACCUGCGAUUCAAGCUCAGGGUCCCUCAUCAGCACUGUGGAGGUGGUGGUGGAUGAUCCUGAAUUUCAUUAUCUGGAUGCCAGAUUCAUCUGGUCCCACUCCACCAAAGAAUGGGUAGGCAAUGAGAGCCAUUAUAAGUGUGCUGGCUGUCUUCGAUACUGCUGGAGCCUGGCAUCUCUGCAAAUACACUUGGAGCAGGGCUGGAGACGGGUUCAUCUGCAGGGUUUUCUACCGGAAGUUGGAGGACCUGUAAUGAAAGUCAUGAGAAUGUCUAUGUAGAAACUCCAAAGAUACAGGUCAGCUCAGAGUCCCUCGUCAACAGUGUAGAAGUGGUGGUGGAAGAUCCUGAAUCUGAUCAUCUGGGGCCAGUUUUUCAAAACUUUGGUAAUCGGAUUUCCACAUUUUGAUCUGGAUUAUAUUGUGAAAUUGGGUGAUUACUGUGAUCCGGAUUUCAUUUUGUUAAUCCAGUCGCACUUUUAAUCACGCUUUAAAUUUUGCAGUUGGGUUUUUCAGAAUUUAAAGAGGAGGUCAGGAUUACUUUGAUCCAAAAUACCACGAUUGUUGUGUUCAGAAAGGAGACAUCCACUUAAUAGUAAGAAAAUGAAUUUAUUGAUUGCAAAAGAUAUGCCUGACGGGUACAUGAACAAUUGGCAAACAGUUAUGCCCGACAUGAACAUGAUAGCUGACAGAUACAUAAAUGCAAUCGCAUUUAAACUUUGGCCUAUGGCUUUAUCCAUUGGAGCUCGAUAGCCGCCCUUAUGCUGGCCGAGCUAAGUUGAAUGCAAUACAGUGAUUAAGAAUGGCUUGGCCAGUGAGCAGGACAAGUGGUACUUGGGCCACCUUCCCUCUAGACAAGGCAUGCUGUAGGGUGGAGGUAUGGGAGGAGGAGGACCAAACAAAGAAACAACAUGGGUUUGUGGGCUGAGAGACCUAUUUAACUGGUAACGUAUAUGAUUGAUGGUGGAGUCUCCUUUCAGAAAGACAACAAGUUUCCAAAUCCUGGAUUUAGCUUUUAAAUGAUCAUAGAACAUUGAUAUUUUGUUUGAAUUGUCAUAGCAAACACACACUAUAUAGUGUGUUAUAAUAUUUACAUAUUUAUUUAAGUUUUGUAUCCAUGCAAGCAAAAAGUAAAACACGUAUUUAGUGGUAUAGCUUUAAUAAAAAAGCGUUUUAUUUUUUUAUACAGAUGAUGUUCAACAAUUUGUUUAUUUUUAACCCUUUGCGGUCCUAUGUCGGAUCUGGUCUGACAUUGCAAUUUUCCCUUCCCGGUCCAAGGUCCGACAUCAUCAAAAAGACGUAAAAACAGGUCUCUAGUCGUUUUUUCUCUGGAAAAAGCCGAGAAAACCAUUCAAUGGCCGAGUGAGACCGAUAGGAGCCGAGAGAAGCUGAAAAAAACAAAAAAUAAAAAAAUGAUGGGUGUAUCUCAUGAAUACAGAUAGCCCCGACACCACAUAGAUAACACAGGCAUAAACAGACAAGAUAGCUGCUUCAGCAUCCAGCGCUCAAAGAAUAUCACAGACAUUUGCAGAGCUUUUUUUAGAUGUUAUAGUAAUAAAAUAAUGAGGUGUUUGGUGAUAAAACGAGUGAUCAGGAGAUGAUUUAUUGGUAUGUACUAUUAUUAAGACGUAUGUGAAAAAUACAGCGAACAAGGGGUGGGGCGGGGCUGGAGAUGCAGUACUGAGUGUCCUGUUGAUAUUCAGUGCCUUUUAAACCAGUUUUUCUGUGAAAAAAAAUACUUUUAAACAGAACGUCUAAAAUAAACUGCGCGUGUGAAAAUAAAUUGAACCUGACGCACCUGAGACGUGCUGAAUAAAUGGAGUGCAAAGGGUUAAAUGCGUGUUUGUGUGCUAUGUAGAAAUAAAGAUGGGGGGGGGAAAUUACAUAUUUAUUUCAUAUCACAUAUAUUAAUGUGUACGUCAAAAUAAAUGGUCAAAUAUUUAAUGGAGGAUCCUUCUAGAAGUUGUUCUUUACAAUGGCAUCCCUCACUGCCAAUCCACCAAGAUGGUCCUCCACCCCCCAUAGUUGAAGAUUCAUUAGCCUUUCCCUCUAGAUCUGGUACCCAUGACAGUUCACAGGAAAAUGUACAUUCAGAUGUAAGAAAGAGGCGCCUGUAUCGCACUACACCAUCAGGAGAAGGUGACAGUCAAUAUAAGAUUUUAGUUCAAAAAGAGACUGAAAGAUCACAAGUUGAAAUACGUCUGGCAGAGGAGAACAGUCAACUGACAAAACUGAGACAAGUUGAGUCAAAACUUCACAUGCGCCUCCUUAAAGCUCGUCUGAGAGAUGCUGGACUCCUGACCGAUGAGGAAGAAGAUGACAAAGGCUGAGUAGGCAAAGAAUGGGUAGGCAAUGAGAGCAAAGUGUGCUGGCUGUCUUCGGCCCUGUCCACACUACAUAACCGAUCUCGAGAACCGUACUCAAAAACGUUUUCAUUAAUCCAGCUCAAAGCGUCCACACUAAAGUACCGUUUCAUGUUUAGUCAGGCUUAAUGCGUGCAAACAAUAUUAAAAUAGUUGGGUUACAGUUCCUAGGAGCGCAAUGGACUGUGGGACUGUCUGUUUACAAUCUUCCCAAUAGGGAGCCUGUGCCCACAGAAGGCAUAGCGCUUCUUAGCAUGAACAUUAUGGCUUUGUUUCUUAAAAACACAUGGUACAUUUUAUCAUAAUGUGUGUGUUUCAUUUUGAACAUAGUUCUUCUUGACUGAUUUCAUCGCUCUAGAUAUCAAAGUGCUUUGAUUUCGGCAUCUGAUCACGUUGCUCCAUGAUUCAUCAUUUUACAGCAAGCCUCAGAAAUUGUAUAAGGUACAGCAGUAUUGAUAGUUAUUCUCAACUCCUUCAGGCGCCUGUUCUGAGUACUGUUUGUAAUGUCUACACGCCAAAACAUACCAGAAAGCAUUUUGGGAUACACAAAAUGUAGUUAGGUAUUACAGCAUCCACACUUCUGACAAACCGCACUACCUGAUGUGAUCUAUUUAGAACCGGACUCGAGACUACCCCUGAGGUGGUCUCGAGUCCGGUUCUCGAGUACGGUAUUAAACUCUGCGUAGUGUAGACUUUUAAGACGGUUUAAGGCAACUUAUUCGGUUUAAAGGCAUAGUGUGGACCGGGCCAUUGACACUACAGGAGCCUGGCGUCUCUGCAAGUACACUUAGAGCAGGACUGGAGACAGGUUUUCUACCAGACAUUGAAGGACAUGUGGGAAAAGAAUAUCUGUAAUGAAAGCCAGGAGAGUGUCCGUGUAGAAACUCCAAAGAUACGGGUCAGCUGCCAGACAAAGGAAACUUACUCCUUAAACAAGAGGGCUGCUGGGAAACACAAAGCCGUGGAGGAGGAGCAAGCAAAACCAAAGAGAAGAACAUAGAGGACACCUUGUAUUAUAGGAUUUUAAAUUUCAACUUUAAAAAUGGGAGUACGAAAUGUGACGACUGCCAAAAUAUGUCUUUUAAAAGUUAUUUAUUUGUUUAACUUAUAAUAAAAAAUAAACUUAACAUCUAAGUUAAUCAGUGUCUCAUCAUUCUUUAUGUAACCCCACCAUGGUCGCUCUGCCAGCAGAGCACAGAUAAACAAGGCCUAAAAUUAAUUUGUUUGCUGCAGUCCAGAUGUAAUUGAAUGGGAUUUAACACUGAAUUUUAAAUAGGUUGAUAAAGUUAAACAAGAUGAUCCUGGUUCUCAGCCGUAGAAUGUUGAACUGGCUGAAAGCUCACUUACGUAACCUAUUGAUGUCGUUUUCAAUUAAAUGAAUUGGUUCUUUUGAUGUGGUGCCUCCACCUGGAUGAUGCCAACACACUUAAACAAAAGUGCCCUAUAGCAAUUACCCAGGACAAAUAAAUUUAAGCCCCAAAUUCAGUAAUAAUCCAUAUAUAAUGCAAUGUAAUUCAAUUAAAACACUGUAUGGUAACCAGAAUUUGCAGUAUACUAUAAGCGCAGAUGAAAAUAAUGGUAGUAUAGUGAUACACAUUCGAUAAUACUACUAGGGUAUUUAAACUAAAUAUUAAUAAUGCCAGUGUUACGGUACACCUAAUAGUAAUAUAAAAAAUUACUAUACUAAUAAAACAAAUAUACAAAAGUUUUUAGUUUCCAAAAAAAAACAUUUAUUUUAUUUUCCGUGGUCGAACACACAAUAAAAACAGUUUUUGACAUUUCCGUACAAAUAAAAUAAUAAAUAAAAUUAACCCCCGUCCCAACUAUCAAUGCAGUUCCCAAAAGGCUAGAAUUUCAAACAGUAAAAUCGACAAUUAAAACACAAUCCUCAAAUAAAAUUGCCAAGGCGAUUACCAAUUAUGAAAAC